Messenger RNA from Oncorhynchus gorbuscha (pink salmon), 2119 nucleotides. It is a transcript of the gene ss18l2, whose product is annotated as ss18, like 2. NCBI's taxonomy places the organism in Eukaryota, Metazoa, Chordata, Actinopteri, Salmoniformes, Salmonidae. Gene Ontology annotation, biological process: positive regulation of transcription by RNA polymerase II. The record is from RefSeq and is a predicted model, not a curated record. Bases 241 to 498 code for a protein of 85 amino acids. The transcript is spliced from 4 exons. Gene Ontology annotation, cellular component: nucleus. Gene Ontology annotation, molecular function: transcription coactivator activity.
CAUAAAAACAAAAAUGGACUUUUAGGUCAUAAUUGAAGGUUCGGGUUAGGUUUAAAAUUAGUGGUUAAGAAGAUAAAUUGUAGAAAUGGGCGGGUUUUAUGACUUCGUGGCUGUGGUAAGGUGACGACCGAAAAUCCCAGGCAGUACGAGCAAAGAUGGUGGAUGUCCUCUAGCUAGCUAAUAUUAGCCCAGUCGUAGUCACAGCCACUGUCUAACGUUUGUCAUUCAAUGUAACUCAAAAUGUCUGUUGCUUUUGUACCGAAAAGACAUAGAGGAAAAGCUCAGAUCAACCAAGAAACCAUCCAAAGAUUACUGGACGAAAAUGACCAGCUGGUAAGGUGCAUCACAGAGUACAUGCAAAAAGGACGCGCAAUGGAAUGUGUACAAUAUCAACAGAUCUUGCACCGCAACAUUGUUUACCUGGGAACCAUAGCAGACGCCAGCCAAACUUGGCUCCAACCACAAACAUCCCCACCAAUGGAGAGGCACCAACAUUGACAGCCCAGAAUGGACAUAAAGCUAUCAUACAUAUUAGGCAAUUUCUUUUAAUUGAUUCACAUUUUAUUGAACAUACAUUUUGCAAUUUUUUUCCUGACCUACUGCUGUAAAGUAUCAAGGUGCAUUUAAUAAUUGAGUUUGGGCAUAUUGAGCUUUUGCAGGAUAUGAACAUUACUCCCAACAGGUCAGUUCGUGGGCAAGUCCCCACCAGCAUUGUGAAGUUUGAAAUACACUACUAGGGGUAGCCUUAAUAUAAUAAUAAUUUAUGCCAUUUGCAGACGCUUUUAUCCAAAGCGACUUAGUCAUGUGUGCAUACAUUCUACGUAUGGGUGGUCCCGGGGAUCGAACCCACUACCCUGGCGUUACAAGCGCCAUGGACAAUGGCUAUUAUAUUACUGACAAGGGUUGCAAUUCAGUUGACUUAAGGUAAAAGAUGUUACAGCAAAGUUCUGACUUCAAGCCUGCUAGUUAAAACCAGACACCACCAGAGAGAACUAGAUGUACAACAGCCUACUAGGCAGCCUGUCACCCCUCAAAGUAAAGGAUCAUGCAUGAAGUCAUAGAAAAUACCACAAUAUUCAAUUGCUAGUAAUUUUUAUUCAUUUUUGUUGCAUUGCUGGUACACUUGGGAAGAUUCAGUUGCCAGCUCAAGAGAACAAGAAGCCAAGCAGUUCCCCUUCAUAUCUUCUGUCAGGGUUACUUUUUUUGUAGAUGCCACUAGUAAACCAUUUUGACACAGCUAAAAAAUGCUAACGGUUACAGUCCAAGGUCUUUAAAGAUGUAAAAAAAAAAAAGCAGCAAAAGUUUGGGAAAUAACACAGACAAUGCAACAAACCCUAUAUUUUGAUUGUGCAAAGCACAGAACUAUAAAAAGAUAUUUAUACAGCAAACAUCUCUGUAAACAUGGUAUGUUAGUUUUCAGAAAACAUUGUCAUUUCAUAAAUACAGGCAACAUUGGCAUCCGCAAACAUCAAAAAGUUAACAUUCUGGGCCUUUAAAUACAGCCCGUAGCCAUAGAAACUGAAGAAACAUGGGCAAAAAAAAAAUACCCUACAAUGUUUGUUUAUAAUGGCAUAUUUGGUAACCUUUAGAUAUGGUGUAGUUAAACUCUGAACUAAAGAAAUUAAUGUGCCUUCACAUCUUGGGGGGGGAUUGUGUUAAGUAACAUACAGUAAUUGUAGAACAUGUAAGAAAAUACAAAAAUAAGAUUAAUACUGUCAAUAUUUGUACGUGAAAAUAUUGUAUUUUAAAGGAACAAACAUUAGGUUUGAAUUAGUGUCAUUCUGAAGUGAACUGCCAAUCGGGGAAAGAAAAGGAAAUUAAUGCGCUUUUUGAUCAUAAAGACUUUCCCUACUGUUCUAGGGCUCGUAACUUUAUUAAUGAUCAAUAUAAUAAACUGACUUCUCUUCAGCACCAUUUAUCUUCUGAACAACACUUUGGUUGGAAAAUAAUAUUAUGGAAGUGCUAUUAAUACCAACAUGGCACAGUUACUGCUAUAUAUCUUUUACUCUGUCAGUUGUUGAAAAAGUAGUAUUUUUUUUUUCAAUUACACCUCUGCAAUGAUUAUAAUAUUUAUGCUGAGCCUGCUCAAAGCCUCUUAAUAAAAAGUAGUAAAUUAUUA